AUGAAACUUUGCGAUCAUCUAGUGCCCCUUAUGAAGAACAUCUUUCCAGAUUCUCGAAUCGCUAAGGAAAUUCAAAUGGCACGAACCAAGUGUACCGGCGUGGUAAAAAAUGUUUUGGGACAAUGCUGCUUUGAUGAGCUCACUGAAGAACUAAGAAAGACAAGAUUUAGUUUUUUGAUUGAUGAGUCUACAGACAUAGGUACAGUAAAGAAUAUGUGUGUUUGUGUGAGAUACUUUUCUUUAAAGUUGAACAGAGUUACAACACGUUUUUUUAGUUUAGUCCAGUGUUUUUCUAGUAAAAAUGCUGAUGAAGCAAAUACCGGUGCUACGGCUGAGGCUUUGGUUCGGAUGGGUGCAAUACAAUUUAUACAAAAAUGUGUAUGCCAUUCACUACAUUUAUGUGCUAGUGAAGCAUGUAAAGUUCUGCCGCGAUACUGUGAAGAUUUAGCUAGAGACAUUUUUAAUUUUUUUAAACACAGUAGCAAACGACAGGCUCAGUUUCAAGAAUUUCAAGAAAUUUGUAAUAUAGAGCCCCAUAAAAUUUUGCGACCUUCGCAGACCAGUGGAUUGGACACAGACUGCUAG
Photinus pyralis (common eastern firefly) is the source of this 585-nucleotide messenger RNA. RefSeq lists its product as uncharacterized. Lineage: Eukaryota; Metazoa; Arthropoda; Insecta; Coleoptera; Lampyridae. The transcript has 4 exons. Bases 1 to 585 code for a protein of 194 amino acids. The record is from RefSeq and is a predicted model, not a curated record.